AUGGGCCGCUGUCAGGCAGGGACCGCAGCUGUCACCCCCAUUGCGUCUUCCGCCGCCGCACCACCUCUGCAGCCAUCGACACUGCCCGCCGCCAUGUACAAAGUCAGGGCCGUCUUCGACUAUGUGUCUAACCACGAAGACGACUUGGGCUUCAAGGUCGGCCAGAUCAUCUCCGUCACCGAGGAGGAGGGCGACGACUGGUACGUGGGCGAAUACACCGACGACAGCGGCACCAAGCACGAUGGCCUCUUUCCCAGGAACUUCGUCGAGCGCUACGAGCCAGAGCCGCCACCACGACCCAACCGAGCUUCGCGCCACAAGCCAUUAGAGCAGCCGCCUGUGCAGGAAGCCCCUCCCACGCCCCAAAUACCGCAGCAGGAGCCAGAGCCAGUGCUGCCUCAAGAACCAGAGCCGCCAAACCCCCAGGCCCCUCCCAUUGAGGUGCCCAGCGCUGCCAAAACAACGCCGCUGCCCAUGUCACCCAUGUCGCCUCGCUCUGCGUCGAGCGCAAAGGCUCCGGAAGCCCUGCCGCCGCAGUCGGAGUCGUCCAAGCCCGCUCCUCCAGCGAAGAAGGCUCCUCCGCCUGUCGCACCCAAGAACAAUGCCUUCCGGGACCGCAUUGCUGCUUUCAACAAGCCCACUGAUCCUCCGCCCAAACCCUUCAAGCCCUCUGGCGGCGCCCCUAGUUUCAUCAAGAAGCCCUUCGUGGCUCCCCCGCCGAGCCGCAAUGCCUACAUUCCUCCCACUCGAGAGGCUCCACCCGUCAAGACCUACCGUCGCGAAGAGGAUCCUGAGAUUGCAGAGCGUCAGGCGCAGACCCAGAACGAUGCGGAGCGCGCGGGAUUGGUCGCGCAUGACAAGGCAAAUGCAAACGAGGGCGAAGAAGAGCCACAGCCCAAGAUUAGCCUGAAGGAACGCAUCGCUCUGCUGCAGAAACAGCAGCAGGAGCAGGCAGAAAGGGCCGCGGCUAUGCACAAGGAAAAGCCAAAGAGACCGCCUGUGGCCAAGAGGACUGAGUCUCAAGACGCUCCCGCUGAAGACAGCGAGGACACUGGCCUCGAGCGCGUGACAAGUGGAGCUUCUAAAGGUCGUGCAUCCAUGGACCAGAAUCGCCCUCCGCGAACAUCGCACGACAUCCGCUCUCCAGACGCGCUCAACCGUGACCGCGAACUCCUCAGCGAGAACGACGCUGAUCAGUCAGCAGCUGGAGAUACUGAAGAUGCUGGAGGAGAAUCUACAAGUGUCGAAGAAGACCAGGAACGACCAAAGAGCAGGCACCCGCCGCCGCCACCUCCAAGAGCACCCACUGCCCCAACAGAAGAGCCCAACGUUGGCGAUGAGCAAGACGUGCCUGAAGAAGAGGAGGAAGAAGAGGAAGACGAGGAGACUGCUGAGUUGAGACGGAAGGAGGAGCUACGCGAGCGCAUGAGGAGAUUGGGCGGUGGCAUUCCCGGCAUGCCCGGUAUGCCUGGUAUGUUCGGAGGUGGUAUGCCCAUGGGCGGUGGUCUUCCACCGAAGAAGAAGAAAUCGACCACCGAGAAAAGGCCCGAAGAGACCGAGGAGUACAGCAUGCCUCAGCAACGAGUUCCUAUGUUUGGUAUGCCUGGUAUGAUGCCCGUCCGAAGCCCAGAACCUGAAGAUCGCACGCUUUCUGUCGAGAAGGAGGAUGAAACUCCGCACCCCGUCACAGGCACUCACUCAGCGAACGAAGUGCCAGACGUAGAGGAGGUUGCAUCUCAGCCGGCCCGGCCAACUACUGGCGAUGGUCCUCCACCUGUUCCAACAGACCGUAAGUUUAUCAUUCCUCGCAAACCAAUCCGCGCUUUCGUACGCCAUGCCCAAGGCCGCCUGCAGUCGCCAUCUUCCGAGACCUUGUCCAAGACAUAUGUCACUUAUGACGGUCUGUCGGAAUAUGUGAUGACUGUAUGCGUGUCUAGUAUGUGUGUGCACUUGGCUCUAUCAAUAAUUCCUACGUCUAUUCGCAUGGUUCUAAUAUCCUCUAGGACGUCCUGCUCCCCCUCCUGUACCAUCGGCCUGUAA
Messenger RNA from Alternaria metachromatica, 2040 nucleotides. RefSeq lists its product as uncharacterized. Gene Ontology annotation, cellular component: cytoplasm; actin filament. Gene Ontology annotation, biological process: actin filament polymerization. The coding region runs from base 1 to 2040 and encodes 679 amino acids. NCBI's taxonomy places the organism in Eukaryota, Fungi, Ascomycota, Dothideomycetes, Pleosporales, Pleosporaceae. Gene Ontology annotation, molecular function: microtubule binding; actin binding. The record is from RefSeq and is a predicted model, not a curated record. The transcript is spliced from 2 exons.